Molecule: messenger RNA, 963 nt
Organism: Andrographis paniculata
Lineage: Eukaryota; Viridiplantae; Streptophyta; Magnoliopsida; Lamiales; Acanthaceae
Product: protein AE7-like
Exons: 6
Coding region: 158-670 (170 amino acids)
Biological process (GO): iron-sulfur cluster assembly
Source: RefSeq, a predicted model, not a curated record
UCUAUUUUUCCCCCUUCUUCCUCGUACGCGAAUUUGUGUCGCCUCUGCUCUAUCCAAUCGACAAUUUUUCUCGUUCGUACCUUCCACUGACGUGAUUUGGAUUUCUGAUCGUUUGAUCAUCCUUCUGUCUCUUUUAUUGUAGGGUUGAGAAGUCACCAUGGUUUCAGGGUUAAUAAACGCUAACCCCAUUGUGUAUGGAAAAAAGGACCGUCGAUCUCGAAGUGUGCCUAGUGAAGUGGACGAAUAUGCAAGAGAAGAAAUUGACCAACUAGAAAUUUUUGAUAUCCUUCAGUGCAUUUUAUGUGUUUCUAUUGUACAUCAUAUUAGAGAUAUCAAAGAUCCCGAACACCCUUAUUCAUUGGAAGAGCUGAAAGUUAUAACAGAAGAUUCCAUUGAGGUGGAGGAUGGCCGCAGUUCUGUAAGAGUCACGUUUACACCAACAGUUGAGCAUUGCAGUAUGGCUACAGUUAUUGGCUUGUGUUUGCGGGUCAAAUUGAUGCGAUCGUUGCCACCUCGAUUCAAGGUGGAUAUCAGAGUAGCACCGGGUACACAUGCCACUGAAGCUGCAGUAAAUAAACAGCUGAACGACAAGGAAAGAGUGGCUGCGGCUUUAGAAAAUCCCAAUAUUGUCGACAUGGUCAACGAUUGCCUUGCGCCUUCUUAUGAAUGAACAAGACAGAGGAAGAUGAUACAGUAAUAGAAACUAAACUUUUUUUAAAGUCUUUGUUUUUUUUUAGCAUUUUCAUCUAUAACUUGAUUUGUUCUUCCCAGUUCCCACUUAUUUCGUGUUUUGCUUCUGUUUGUGUUGUAAAAUUGUGUUUAGCAAGCUGUUCGAUUGAAACAAUAAUUUAUUUUGUUCUAUAUAUAUAUAUAUAUAUAUAUGUAUGUAUGUAUGUCAAUAUAUUUUGUUAGUGUUGUAAUGAAUCAAAUAUUCAACUCACAUUUGUUAGUAUGAAGUUUUAU